Molecule: messenger RNA, 2121 nt
Organism: Brugia malayi
Lineage: Eukaryota; Metazoa; Nematoda; Chromadorea; Rhabditida; Onchocercidae
Gene: Bma-sel-1
Exons: 14
Coding region: 1-2121 (706 amino acids)
Biological process (GO): ERAD pathway
Cellular component (GO): endoplasmic reticulum membrane
Molecular function (GO): protein binding
Source: RefSeq, a predicted model, not a curated record
AUGAUAAUAAGGUGGGUUGUAGUUCUGCUGUUUUCUGCACUAUUUGUAUUUGGAAUUAAACCAAAUUCCCCACGAUUAAAAGGCGAUAAUCCCACCACCGAUAUUGAGGACGAAGAAUCCGAAAAAAAGGAGGAACGGACUAGUGAUAGAUUAGUGUUGCUAAAUAAUGAUGGGGAAACGAUGGAUACAAUGAGUCAAAAGCAGUCUCCUGCAACGUAUGAUAUUACAAACGAUGAUAUUGAAAGAAUGUCGAACGCAGCAAUUGAAGUUUCAACAGUUCCAUCAGCUGGUGAUGAGUUUACAAAAGAAAAAGUGGCAGAAGGAAGCGAAACUGAAAAAACAGAAACAGAAAAAAGAGGAGAUGAAUUAUACCGUACUGCAAUGCGAUUUCUGGAUAAAGGGCGAGCUGCUUCAAGUGAGGCUAAAAAAGCUGCGUACAGGCUUCUGGAUGAAGCUGCCCAACUGAAACACAAAGAGGCAAUGAAGUUAACUGCUUAUGCAUACUUAUUUGGUGAUUAUACGCGGUGGAAUAUUGAUGAAGCACGAGCAAUAUUUGAAGAACUGGCAUCGGGUGGCUCAGCUGAUGCGCAACUGGCAUUAGGGUUCAUGCAUGCUACUGGUUUAGGUGCUACGGAAUCUUCGCAAGCAAAAGCACUAAUUUACUACACUUUCUCUGCUUUGGGUGGAAAUCCUUUGGCUCAGAUGGCCUUAGGUUACCGGCAUUGGUCCGGUAUCUCCGUGCAACAAAAUUGUGAGCGUGCACUUACUUGGUAUAGAAAAGUAGCUCAGCGUGUAAAUGAGCAAGUUCGCAUCUCAGGUGGUACAGCGAUGCAGCGAAUACGAUUGCCUGAUGAACAGGACACUGUCAGCACUUCUUCAUCCAGUUCGAUUCUCGACUCCAACUUGUUAAAUUAUUACAAGUAUUUGGCAGAUAAAGGCGAUUUGCAAGCACAGGUUGGUCUUGGUCAGCUAUACUUAACUGGUGGACGAGGAGUAGAGCAAAACAUGGAUUUAGCUAGUCAGUAUUUUUCAACAGCUGCUCAGGCAGGCAGCACCAAUGCAUAUGCAUACCUGGGCAAAAUGUAUUUGGACGGCACACCAGCGACACCGCAAGAUAAUGCUACUGCUUUUCAGUUUUUCAAAAAGGCAGCAGAUAAGGGAAAUCCAGUUGGACAGAGUGGCCUAGCCAUAAUGUAUAUGUAUGGUAAAGGGGUAAAACAGGAUUAUAUCAAAGCAGCGAAAUUGUUUACAUUAGCCGCUGAACAAGGAUGGGUUGAUGGGCAAUUAAAUCUGGGCUAUCUUCAUUUCAGAGGGCUUGGCGUAAAGAGGGACUUCAAGUUGGCCAUAAAAUAUUUUCAACUAGCUUCGCAGUCAGGGCAUGUCAAUGCAUAUUUUAAUCUGGCACAAAUUCAUGCAACAGGUACUGGUGUACCUCGAAAUUGUCAUACAGCUGUUGAACUAUACAAAAAUGUUGCUGAACGAGGACGUUGGUCGGAACGUCUCAUGGAGGCAUAUGCUAGUUAUCGUGGUGGGCGGGUAGACGAAGCUGCGUUUAAAUAUCUUUUCUUAGCUGAACUUGGUUAUGAACCAGCACAGACCAAUUUCGCCUAUAUUAUUGAUCGUGGGGAAUCGAAUCUGUUUCCAAAUGAAGAGGCAUUACAACGUGCUUUACUUCAUUGGCAACGCUCGGCUAAUCAGGAUUAUGCUUAUGCGCGCAUAAAAUUAGGGGAUUAUUAUUAUUACGGAUAUGGUACUCCUGUUGAUUACGAAAUGGCAGCAGCGCAGUAUAAAAUUGCUAGUGACCGACAUCAGGCUGCACAGGCGAUGUUUAAUUUAGGCUACAUGCAUGAGCAAGGUCUUGGUAUCAAUAAGGAUAUGCAUUUGGCCAAACGAUUUUAUGAUAUGGCAGCAGAAACAAGUACAGAUGCUUAUAUGCCAGUUAGUCUCGCUCUUAUGAAACUCACCGCUUUGUUCUUAGUGGAACAUUUUAAAGAGAAUUCUUUUGUGACAAUGCUCGAUUAUGUCUUCGGUGCUAACUGGGAUUUGUAUGUGAUAACGUUAUUUCUUGGUUUAAUAUUUAUAUUAUGGAUGGGUUACAGAAGACAAAGGAUUGUGCAUUGA